AGCGAGAGAGAGACUCAUCCUCGUGCUUCUUCCUUUGCCACGGUUCUUCGUGUUGAAACCAUCGUGUGUGCCUUCCAUUGUGUGCCUGCAUUCUACUUUUCUAGGUGGCUGCGCCCUGAAGGGCUCACCGGCACUGGACGGGAAAUCUGGAGGCUUAAUUGUGACCUCCAUCUUUCAUCUCCCGCCAGGGGUUUAACACUUCUUUCCAGACACGUCACAGGGUGCUUUUAUUUUUCGCAAUGGGCGAACCUCAGCAAGUCAGUGCUCUUCCUCCACCUCCAAUGCAGUACAUCAAGGAAUAUACUGAUGAAAAUAUUCGGAAGGGUUUAGCUCCUAAACCCCCACCCCCUGUGAAAGACAGUUAUAUGAUGUUUGGCAACCAGUUCCAGUGUGAUGAUCUCAUUAUCCGGCCUUUGGAGAGUCAGGGCAUCGAACGAUUGCACCCGAUGCAGUUUGAUCACAAGAAAGAACUAAGGAAACUCAACAUGUCCAUUCUAAUUAACUUCUUAGACCUCUUGGAUAUUUUGAUAAGGAGCCCGGGAAGUAUAAAAAGGGAGGAAAAACUGGAAGAUCUCAAGCUGCUUUUUGUCCAUGUGCAUCAUCUUAUAAAUGAAUACCGACCCCACCAAGCAAGGGAAACCCUGAGAGUUAUGAUGGAGGUGCAGAAACGACAGCGCCUUGAGACGGCCGAGAGAUUUCAGAAACACUUGGAACGAGUUAUAGAAAUGAUCCAGAACUGCCUCGCAUCCUUACCUGAUGAUCUGCCCCAUUCUGAGGGAGGACUAAAGUUAAAAACUGAAGCAAUGGAUGCCGAUGACGGCAACAGCUGUAUUGGACAGAAUGAGCACCAGAGAGAGAUUUCUGGUUACAGGAAAGAUCAGAUUAUAGAGAAAGAUGCUGCUCUGUGCAUCCUAAUUGAUGAAAUGAAUGAGAGACCUUGAAAGGCUUUCUGUUUGUAAUUGCGUCAACAUUUUAUGGGGCAAAAUGAAACAAGAUUGUAAAUUGGAAAGUCUUGCAGAUUUGUUUUUCUUUGCAGGAGAGUGGAGAGGUUUAGACUUCAUGAAACUCUUAUGUAUAUAGGGACUAAAUCUGAAAGUUUUAUUUUUUCUAGUGAAAAUUAACUUUCUUACAACUGACUGAAAUAGCUAAGAAAUUUUGCUCGGUUGUUUGGGCUGAAAUACAUAUAAUUUUUACAAAGUCUAACCUCUAGUAAACCAAAUAAACCCUGGUCAAUUUGUCCCUUAUUUUCUUAAUUGCUACUUUUUUUUAUUGAUCAUAAAUAAGAAUCUCUAGAGAGAAUCCCUUUGGGGUUAUAGGUAUUUGUAAUUACUAAUUUCAGUUAAAUCUCUGUAAAUAAUAAAAUAAUUCGCUUAAA
Tachyglossus aculeatus (Australian echidna) is the source of this 1375-nucleotide messenger RNA. RefSeq names its product mediator complex subunit 7 (gene MED7). Lineage: Eukaryota; Metazoa; Chordata; Mammalia; Monotremata; Tachyglossidae. Gene Ontology annotation, biological process: regulation of transcription by RNA polymerase II. Gene Ontology annotation, cellular component: mediator complex. The coding region runs from base 240 to 941 and encodes 233 amino acids. The record is from RefSeq and is a predicted model, not a curated record. Gene Ontology annotation, molecular function: transcription coregulator activity. The transcript has 2 exons.